Messenger RNA from Juglans regia (Persian walnut), 3683 nucleotides. Its product is annotated as E4 SUMO-protein ligase PIAL1-like. The record is from RefSeq and is a predicted model, not a curated record. Gene Ontology annotation, biological process: protein sumoylation. The coding region runs from base 196 to 3513 and encodes 1105 amino acids. The transcript is spliced from 18 exons. Lineage: Eukaryota; Viridiplantae; Streptophyta; Magnoliopsida; Fagales; Juglandaceae. Gene Ontology annotation, molecular function: SUMO ligase activity; zinc ion binding.
AACACCUCAUGGCUCAUACACGGUCGGAUUUCACCUCGAAAUUUGAACAUGGAAACAAGAACGCCCUGUCACUUACAAGAAGCACUCAGGCUGUGAAACCCAACAAUACAACAACUUUACCAACUCCAGUCUAGGGGCUGAACAAAAGCUUCGGCACCAAGCAACUAGAGAACGAGACAAGGAGAAAGUUGGGGAAUGCAGAAUCGUACAGACGGGCCCAUGAGUGUUUCACUAGGUGGUGGACAAGGCGAACGGCGCUCAACGGGAUCGUUUUUUGUGGGUGGGCAAGCGGACUCGCUUGCCAUGCACAUUUUGUCGGGUCAGCUCAGUGAUCCCUCUAAGGUGUCCGAUCUUUGCUUCUACCUGGCCAGAAGCAUUGAUGAUGCUGUCGCAAAUAACGAAGUUCCACUAAAAGCACAGGAUUUGCCUAUGUUGGUUAAACAGGUAUAUAAAUAUAACAAUCAUUCUUCCCUUCAAGCAGCUGUAAUGGCACUUAUGAUUUCUGUCAAGAAUGCUUGUAUGAUUGGAUGGUUUCAAAAUAAAGAUUCAAAUGAUCUUCUUACGUUGGCUAAAGAGAUAGGUAAAUCCUUCAGUAAUACUGAGGAUUUUAACGUUGAACCAAGCUAUGCUCUGUCCAGCAUUUCAAAAAUCAUGACUAGAUUCUAUCCACGUAUAAAAAUGGGACACAUACUAGCUUCACUUGAGAUCAAGGCUGGAUACAGGGCCAUUGUCUAUGACUUCCAUAUAUUGAAGAGUACAACAGUUCCUAUGCAAAAUCAGAUAGCUCUGUUUGUUGCUCAAAUGGAUAAUAUGGAGACAUCAUCUUGCAUUAUGACUCCACCUCUAGCAAACUUUCUGUUAAAUGGUAAAGGAGUGCAAGGAAGGAAUAACAUUUCCAUGGACACUGGACCACAGCUGCCAACAAAUAUUACUGCAAUGCUCAAAUAUGGAAUUAAUCUUUUUCAGGCUGUUGGGCAGUUCAACGGUAAUUAUCUCAUUACUAUUGCUUUCAUGAGCAUGAUGCCAUUGACUUAUGAAACUCCAUCACUACAAGAUUAUGUUCAGCCUGUUGUUGGCCCAUAUGGCUCUGAUUCUGAGAUAAUCGAGAGGCCAUCACGCAUUUCAUUAAAUUGCCCGAUAAGCCACAAACGUAUCAAAACACCUGUGAAAGGACAUCUCUGCAAGCAUUAUCAGUGCUUUGAUUAUGAGAACUUCGUGGAAAUGAAUGCAAGAAGGCCACUAUGGUGUUGCCCAUAUUGUAACCAACCUGUCUGCCACACGGAUAUACGCAUUGAUGAGGAUAUAGCUAAGAUCUUGGGAGAGACUGAAGAGAAUGUUGUUGAUGUGAUGAUCUCAGCAGAUGGAUCCUGGAUGUCAGUCUUGCAGAACAAAGACCAUGCUGACAAAACAGGCCAUGGGACACCAAGUUGUCAGCAAGAAAGACCUCGGCAGUGUGAUUCUGAUGGAUUCUCAUGUUUGCCAGAUGAAUUUUCUGAUCUUACCAAGGAAGGGGCGAAUGCAAUGCAUGUAUAUGGAGGAGGUACUGGAAGACGACAUUUGCUGGAUAAUCCUCCAUGCAUUCCAAGAAAUGUUGUGCAAAAGGAAGUAAAAAACUGUGACAGGUUGGACCAACAUGGUUCUUGUUCAACAGAGGAAAACAUAUACUCAAGAAUUCCCAUAUCUAUUUCUGCUGUCCCACUUGGUUCAGUAGGCAGUACGUCUACUUGGGCUGGAACCCCUGGCAGUUCCAAAUCAUCUUGCAAUUCAAUUCUUGCACCGGUCCUAACAAACACUCUUUCUCCAGUUCUGAACCAACAGUCUUUACAUGGGGGCUUGGAUAGAGAGCAGCAAUUGCUCAGGCCGCUUGUGAAUUCUUUACCAGUCUCAGACAUGGCUUCAUCUUCCAUGCACAAUAACUCAUCAAUACAGAACCAGGAAGUUAACAAGGACAAUUAUGUUUCUGGUCAAGAUGUCCAACAGGCCGAUAUCUUUCCCACUCAAGGCCUAGGUGGUCAUCACAUUUCCUCCAAAUCUUCCUCUGGGCAUCAAAAUUCGCUACAAUCCAGUGCUUCUCACCCUUCAGCUAUGACUCCGUCGCUAAAUUCUGUUCCUCCAUCGACUGUUGUAAAACCAGUGCAGUUUCAGCAAGGUGGUGGUAGUGGCCAAGCCAUGCAUAAUGUUAAUAGCACGCAAACACCACUCAAGUCUACUGCUCAACCAAUGGCUGAGAAGUCAAGAACACCACUAUAUGUACCGGUUCAACUCCAACCAUCUGGAACAGACCUAUCAUCGUCUCUUUCUACAGUUGCUGAGCGGCCUAGGGGAACUAGCAAGAAAGGGGGAAGUGUGAGCGAGACAACACAUCCUCAAAGGUUGCAGACUGAAGGCUCGGCAACCUUGACAUCAGCACAGAACUGGCAGCCCUCAGGCAGAAUGGAGGGAAGCCUCAUGGGAAUGGAUUCGCAAGGACAAGGAGACAUGCCAUUCACAACACUCUUACAGGGUUCUAACCUUGACGAUAAAUGUUUGGAGUCUCAACAUACUCCACAAAUCGUCAAAGAGUCUCUACCCCAAGUUGAAAUGGUCACUAAUAAGAGACAUCGGGGUGUCAAGUUCAGUGUGGAGGAAGACAAUCUCCUUGUGUCAGCGUGGCUAAGUACUAGUGUGCAUGCUGGAACUGAGGAAAAACACAAGUCAUAUUGGGAGAGAAUUUGGGAUUUCUUUCUCAAGCACAAGGGCCAGGCGAUUUCUGAACGUAGUCCGAGCUCCCUAAUGAAUCGCUGGACAAUAAUUAAACUUGGCAUCGAUAAUUUUUGUGAUUGUUUGGCUCAAAUCGAAUCAAUGCAUCAAAGCGAUAUGAGCGAACAUGACAAGAUUCUUCAGGCAAAGGCCAAGUAUCAACAACUUCAUGAAACCUCUUUUUCAUUUGAACAUUGUUGGACAUCAUUGAGACAUCAAGGAAAAUGGUUGCAGCGUAACCUCUUGAAAAAAAGAAAUAGAAGACUACCAUGUGUGGCAUCUUCUCCAUCAACUCCAGAUUCGACAAAUCUAGGGAAAGAUGACGUCUCCAAUAAUAGCUUUCUAGACUCGGAAAGACCAAUAACCAUGAAAGAUGAGAAGGAAAAACGAAAGAGAAAAGAGAGUACAAAGUCAGAUAAUGCAGUAUUAUUGAACUCCAUGAUCAGGAAAGAUAAGUUGAAGAAAUUAACUGAAAAUUUGGACGAAGCACGUGAUCAAGAGAUCAAAGGGUUGACAUGUCUUGAGCAAGAAAAGGCUCACUUAAAACAAUCAAUGGAGGACGAGAAGACGAUGUGCAUGAGUCAAGAAAUGUUUCGAUUGGAACAAGCUCAGAAAGAACUAGUACGUUCGGAGAAGGCAAUACUUCAAUUAGAACUAGACAUGGAGGAAGUAAGAAUUAUGGCAAUAGACACAAGUGCCAUGUCUCCAAUGCAACAACAGUAUUUUCAGCAACGUCAAGUGGAAAUACUUGAAAGGCGAAAAGGGAGCAAAUAAUUAAUUAUUUCCUUCUUUUUAGUUGUGUAUUUUCUUUCAUUUUGACUCAUGAUAGGCACAUUGUCUGAACUUUGUGAACAGAACUUUGUGCUCUUUUUUAUUAAAUAGCUUGUUAUAUAUUCACCUGUUAUGUUGCAUACUAUGUCCAACUUCAUUUGAAUGGAUAUCAU